Chrysoperla carnea is the source of this 1703-nucleotide messenger RNA. RefSeq lists its product as uncharacterized. Lineage: Eukaryota; Metazoa; Arthropoda; Insecta; Neuroptera; Chrysopidae. Gene Ontology annotation, biological process: spliceosomal complex disassembly. The transcript has 2 exons. The coding region runs from base 102 to 1703 and encodes 533 amino acids. Gene Ontology annotation, cellular component: spliceosomal complex. The record is from RefSeq and is a predicted model, not a curated record.
UGCAAAGUAAAAAUGACUUAUAUUUCGAGGUUAUAUAAGGAUAUACUUUAAAAAUGAAUUAAAUAAUUCAAUUUUAAAAUGGAAACUACAAUUAUUUAAAAAUGGGGCAUUAUUUUAUAGAUUUUUAUGAUUUACUUAACAUUAAAAAGACUGCAACGGAAUCGCAGAUAGAAAGUGCAUAUAGGGAGAAAAUUUUACUUUAUCAUCCUAAUAAAAAUCCUCAUAAUCCAAAUGCAGCAGUUACAUAUCGUCAAUUGUCAGAAGCCGUACGAACAUUAAAAAAUCCCAUUACUAGAUUAAUAUAUGAUAACAAAUUGAAACUACAAAAAGAAGAAUUACUGCGGGAGAAAUUACGACGUAAAAAAAUACGACAGGAAUGGUUUCGGCAGCACAAAUUACGAGAGCAACGGUUCGGAGAGGAGCUAAGACGACUGGAGAGAUUACAAACAGAGCAGUUAUUACAAGAACAGGCAGAACUAUUAGUACUUAAAAAAUUUUUAAGAGAUUCUAAUAUAAUAGUAACAGAUCAUACUGUUAGACUAAUAAAUGAAGAAUUAUUGGAACUAAACCAACAGGCAAAAUUACGAUUUGAAAUAAUGCGAGAGAAUUGGGAAAUCGAGCAGUUAAGACGGAAACAGUCUCGGAAAAACCAACUUAAAACUCUGUUAAAAGCUUUUAAAUUGAUUUGUAUUUGUGGCAUUUUAAUUUUCGUAUUUUAUAAAUUCACGGAAAUUAAGAAAGUGGUAAACGCUUCUAUACAAAACUUGAAGCCUUACGUUUUUACUACUUUUAACUUUUUAUAUCAGCAACUGAUGUCAGUUCAGAAUUAUUUUUUUAAUCUUUAUAACUCAUCAUAUCAGCAACCAUUGACAGCUAAACAUCAGUCGUUUAGUUCCGCUCAACCGCCAGCUGAUAAUCAACCAUCAGCACACUUUAUAUAUCAGCAACUAAUUUCAGUUCAUAAUUAUUUUUUUAAAUCUCACAAUCCAGUUGUGAAUCAGCAUCGUUCUCUUAAUGAUGUUAAAGUACAAACCAACUUCAUAUACCAACAACUGACGUCACUUCAGUAUUAUUUUAAUAAUAUUUGCAAUUUUAUAUAUCAGCAACCGAUGACAGUUGAACAUGAUUCGUUUAAUGCCCCUCAACCGCCAACUGAUAAUCAACCAUCAGGAAACUUUUUAUAUCAGCAACUGAUUUCAGUUCAAAAUUAUUUUUUUAAUUCAUACAAUUCUUUAUACCAGAAAACGAAACCAGUUGUGAAUCAGCAUCGUUCUUUUAAUGAUGCUGAUGUUAAACUAACAACCAACUUUUUAUACCAACAACUGACGUCACUGCAGCAUUAUUUUAAUAAUAUUUACAACUUUUUAUACCAACAAAUAAUUUUUGUUCGAGAUUACAUUUUAAAUACUCUCAACUUAUCAUACCAGCAACCGAUGCCAGUUGAGCAACAUUCUGUUAAUGACGCUCAAUCCCGAACAGACUAUCCUCAGGUAAUGUCUGUUCAGGAUUAUUUUUUUAAGUCUUGGAGCUUUUUAUACCAAGGUCUAGCAUUAAUUCUUUCUUGCUUGUUUAAUAUUGGCGACAUUUUAUGUCAGAUACUGGGACCAGUGUUUACUUUUAUAAAACUUGUAAUUUUACUUGCAAUCUUAAUUGAAUUGCUUUUUUUACUUGUAAUCUUACUUUCAACUGUUUAUAACCUGUAA